CUCUACCAUGAACAGUCAUCCUGAGGCGAAUUCGCGUCAUCGCCCCGUGUCUCCAUUGAUACCCGUGAGAUUUCAACAGACUCUAUCUCCCCAUUUCACCAAACAUGACAGACAAUGCAAAGCCUGUGGAAGAGAACAGGCAGCGACUUCAUCGUGAACUGUCAGCAAGACAGGUUCAGAUGAUUGCAAUUGCUGGAACGAUUGGAACGGGUCUCUUCUUAGGAACCGGACGGUCUCUGGCACAAGGUGGCCCAGCAAGUAUCCUGAUAUGCUACGGUAUAAUCGGAUUCAUCGUCUACGUGACUCUCCUCUUGCUCGGAGAGAUGGCAACCCAGUAUCCCAUUGCCGGAUCAUUCAACACAUAUGCAACCAGAUUCGUUUCUCCGGCUUAUGGAUUUGCUCUCUCUUGGAACUACUGGUUCAAUGAUGCGGUCUCUGUUGCGUCCGACUUGACUGCCGCACAAUUAGUGCUCGAAUACUGGACAGACUGGCACACGUGGGUCAUCAGCCUUUUAUUCUGGGUGUUCCUUGUGGCCGUCAAUUCCGCCCAUGUUCGGACAUAUGGAGAGUUGGAGUAUUGGUUGUCAUCACUCAAAGUCAUGACCGUCGUUGUAUUCAUUAUCCUUGGCAUUUUGGUCAACAUUGGCGUCAACGAAGAUCACAGGUACAUCGGAUCUAGUAAUUGGAGAAUCACUGGCGCCCCUUUUGUAGGGGGCUUUGGAGGGUUUGCAAAGGUAUUUGUGACAGCCAGCUUUGCUUAUGGCGGGACUGAAAGCUUGGGAAUAACCGCUGGAGAGACGAAGAAUCCUUCCAAGAAUAUGCCCAAGGUUGUAAAAUUCGUGUUUUGGCGGAUAUUGCUUUUCUAUAUUUUGAGCGUAUUCCUCAUUGGCUUAAACAUUCCUUGGGACUAUCCGAAUCUGUCGAACAAGACAACGACAACCUCACCUUUUACGAUUGUGUUCCAAUAUGCUGGCUCCAAGGUGGCUGCAUCAUUCAUGAAUACCGUGAUACUUUCUUCUGUUCUCUCAGCUGGAAAUCAUGCACUGUUUGCCGGAAGCAGAGUUCUUUAUGGGCUUUCUGUAACUGUACCUCCCCAAGCGCCUAAGAUCUUUUCCUGGACGACUCAUAGAGGAGUGCCUAUACCAGCUCUGAUUCUCACCAGUAGCAUAAGCAUUCUAUGCUUUGGCAGUAGUUUUAUUGGUAGUGGUCAGUUGUGGGGAUGGCUUCAGAACAUCGUUGGUGUGUCCAACCAGAUCGCUUGGCUAUCCAUAGGUCUCGCUAGCUGGAGAUUUCGAAAGGCUUGGAUGCGCCAAGGGCGUUCGCUGGACGAACUCAAGUUCCGGCCGGCAUGGACAUGGCCAUGGGGUCCACCUUUCGUUGUUAUCACGGUGACCUCGCUCAUCCUUAUUCAAGGAUGGUCGUCGAUAAUUCCGACCUUCAGUAUAGUGGAUUUCGUUUCUCUGUAUAUUGAGAUUCCUAUUAUGGUUGGCAUGUACUUGGCAUGGCUCACUUUCAGUCAUCGUAACGCCACGAAGACUGCUGCUGAGACGCGAUCACCGACAAAGGCAUUUCCUUGGUCUGACAUUGUUGAUAUGAAUACGGUCGAUCUUACCACUGAUGAGUACGUGGAACGACUGGCAGAGAGUGCAGAGGCAGAGUGCCAAACGAUCCUACGACGGUUGUAUUACUGGUUUGCAUGACUUUACCCUUGCGAUAAUGUACUAUACCAUGUUUUUAUAUACUAUACAUCCGUGCAACCUCUACCACGCUCACGCUUGCUCUAUAGUGUCACGACAUUCUGGUUGAAUAGCAGUCGCCCAUCACCGAU
Guyanagaster necrorhizus is the source of this 1828-nucleotide messenger RNA. RefSeq lists its product as uncharacterized. Lineage: Eukaryota; Fungi; Basidiomycota; Agaricomycetes; Agaricales; Physalacriaceae. The transcript has 12 exons. Bases 105 to 1700 code for a protein of 531 amino acids. Gene Ontology annotation, molecular function: amino acid transmembrane transporter activity. The record is from RefSeq and is a predicted model, not a curated record. Gene Ontology annotation, cellular component: membrane. Gene Ontology annotation, biological process: amino acid transmembrane transport.